AAAUAUCCACCCAACUGAACCCCCUCUUGGCCUAUAUCUCUCUCUUCAUAUCUAACUCUCUCUGUCUCUCUCUCUCUCUCUCUCUCUCUCUCUCUCUCUCUCUACACCACUUCUCUCUCUGUGUCCAAAAAAAGCCAUGUUUGAAGAAUCCGCAUCUUCCAUACCUUCAUUAUGGGCUUCCAUGAACAGCUGGUUCACUCCCACUGUUCUCUUCGUCCUCCUCAACCUCAUGAUCGGCACCAUUGCCAUAACCUCCAGCUUGACCACCCAAAAUCACCACCAAGACCCCGCCGGUAACCACCGCCAGCUCGCCAGAUCUCCCUCCGUCUUGCAGAGGCUCAAGUCCAACUUCUACUCCUACAGAUCCCAAGAACCGACAACAAAUUUCCUCAAAUCUCCUGAAAACGACGCCAAUUACGCCGUCGCGCAAACUCCGGAGCGAGAGCAAUCUCAUUUCGCAAGAUCUCCGGUGAUGCUUCAGAGGCUCAAGUCCAACUUCUACAGUUACAUCUCGCAAGAAGUGCCGGCGGAGCAAACCCUAGCGCAAGAGCCGCCGCGAGAAGAGGAGGAGGAGCGACUCGAAGAGGACGGAGACCAAUUCGACCAAGCGCAGACGCUGGAUGAGAUUUACAGCCAGCUGAAGGACGGCGGCGGCGGCGGCGUCAGCCGGAGCAAGUCCGACACGAAACCGACUGCCGGAGAGCCGGCGCCGCCGAAGCUCUCGAGGAAGAUGAAGAAGUCGGCGAGCGCGAAGUCGGCAUUCGCGCAUUUCGAGGAGGCGGACAUCGUCGAGGCUCGCCGGCCGGCGACGGUGAGGGAGGGGAAGGUUAAGGCGGCGGAGGUCGACGACGACGAGGUCGACGCGAAGGCCGACGACUUCAUCAAUAAGUUCAAGCAGCAGCUGAAGCUGCAGAGGCUCGACUCGUUCAUGAGGUACAAGGAGAUGAUCGGUAGAGGGAGUGGGGAGUAAAGAAACUGUAGUUUCCGUGGCUACUUUUCAAUUUUUUUUUGCUAAUUUAGGGGUUUUAUUGCAGAUGUGAUGCAGAUCCUUUUAUUGCUUAAUGACGUCUUGUUGAACUAUUUGUUCAAAUCUACACCUUAUUGUUUUUAA
Morus notabilis is the source of this 1111-nucleotide messenger RNA. RefSeq lists its product as uncharacterized. The transcript has a single exon. The record is from RefSeq and is a predicted model, not a curated record. The coding region runs from base 137 to 970 and encodes 277 amino acids. Lineage: Eukaryota; Viridiplantae; Streptophyta; Magnoliopsida; Rosales; Moraceae.